Molecule: messenger RNA, 4603 nt
Organism: Pelodiscus sinensis (Chinese soft-shelled turtle)
Lineage: Eukaryota; Metazoa; Chordata; Testudines; Trionychidae
Source: RefSeq, a predicted model, not a curated record
UUCCGCCCAAAGCCUGUUGAAGUGAGUGGGAGUCUUUUCAUUGUCUUUAAUAGGCUGUGAAUAGAUGCAAAUGACUCUAUUUGAGACUCUAGGAACAUAUUCUAUGCUGCAAUGGUUUAUAGUUGUAACAGGAGGGUCUCUUGUUACCUGACAAAUAUUCAACCCUCCUGCAGCGCUUCAUUUUUUUAAAGAGUCUUCCCAUCCAUUUAUGAAGUGUGAAGCUGCUUAACUUAGAAGAGCUGAAAAUAUCAAGUAAUAUGGUUAAUUAAGGAAGGCCCUUAUGAAUUCAGUAGGAAUUUUGGAUGUGCAGAGAACAUGGGACUGGUUUCUGUAUGUUUACAGAAGUGCAGAAAAGUGGAACGUUUUGGGUGAUUGGAGGAUAUCUGGAUCCAAAGACUGUCCCACAUAAUGAGGAAAAGUUGAGAGCUGGUGGCCCACGGUUUUUAUUGAGAAUGACGUUGGGAACAGAAAUUACUGCCCCUCCCAAAGCCUCUUCACAUGCAGCAUCAGACCAAAACUUUUUGAAAUGGGACCUAUCACCAGAGCAAAUCAGAACAAGAACAGAAGAUCUGAUCACAAAAACAAAGCAAGUGUAUGACAAUGUAGGAAUGCUUGAUUUUGAAAAGGUAACAUAUGAGAACACUGUGCAGGCUCUAGCCAAUAUAGAAGUGGAGUAUUCAGUGGAAAGAAGCAUGUUGGAUUUCCCACAGCAUGUCUCAUCCAAAAAAGAUGUGCGCUCAGCAAGCACAGAAGCUGACAAAAGGCUUUCUUAUUUUGAUGUGGAGAUGAGCAUGAGAGAAGAUGUGUUUCAAAGGAUUGUUUAUUUACAGCAAACACGUGAUCUAGGAUAUUUAAAGCCUGAAGCUAAGCGAUACUUAGAGAAGUCAAUUAAAAUGGGAAAAAGGAAUGGACUCCAUCUUACCAAAGAAGUACAGAAUGAAAUAAAGACCAUGAAGAAACAAUUGAGUGAGCUGUGUAUAGACUUCAAUAAAAACCUCAAUGAGGAAAACACAUUUCUUAUGUUUUCUAAGGAUGAACUUCAAGCCCUUCCUGAUGAAUUUAUUAAUAGCUUAGAAAAGACUGGAAAGAACAAGUAUAAAGUUACAUUAAAAUAUCCCCACUAUUUUUCUGUCAUAAAAAAGUGCUGUGUUCCAGAAACAAGAAGAAAAAUGGAAACUGCCUUUAACAUGAGAUGCAAGGAGGUACAUCAGAUAUUUAAUGAAAAUGCUAAAAUUCUUCAGCAGUUGCUUCCCUUAAGGUCAAAAGUAGCAGAGCUUCUUGGGUACAGUACACAUGCCAACUUUGUACUGGAAGUGAACACUGCAAAGAGCACAGAUAAUGUAACAACCUUUUUAGAUGAUUUAAGUAAGAAACUAAAACCACUGGGUGAUGAAGAAAGAGAGUAUAUUUUGGAAUUGAAGAAAAAAGAGUGUGAAGAAAGAGGCUUUAACUAUGAUGGAAGAAUCAAUGCAUGGGAUUUACAUUACUAUAUGAACAAGACAGAAGAGCUUAAAUAUUCCAUAGAUCAAGAGAAGCUGAAAGAAUAUUUUCCAGUUGAAGCUGUUACACAGGGCUUAUUGAGCAUUUACCAGGAGUUGCUGGGACUUGUAUUUGAGCAGGUAGAAAAUGCUCAUGUUUGGCAUGAGAGUGUUACUCUUUAUACAGUAAAAGAUGAUUCAACAAGAGAAGUUUUAGGGCAGUUUUAUUUAGACCUCUAUCCCAGAGAAGGGAAGUAUGGACAUGCGGCAUGCUUUGGUCUCCAGCCUGGCUGUCUACGCUCUGAUGGCAGCAGAAUGAUGUCUGUUGCUGCUCUGGUGACCAACUUCACCAAACCAGCAUCAGAUCGCCCAUCUUUGCUGCGACAUGAUGAAGUGAAGACUUACUUCCAUGAGUUCGGUCAUGUAAUGCACCAGAUAUGUGCACAAACUGAUUUUGCCAGAUUUAGUGGAACUAAUGUGGAAACAGACUUUGUAGAAGUUCCUUCACAAAUGUUUGAGAACUGGGUUUGGGAAAAAGAGCCUCUACAGCAAAUGUCAAAACAUUAUAAAGAUGGGAGCCAUAUUGCAGAUGCUCUUCUUGAGAAACUUGUUGCCUCUAGAAAGGCCAAUACAGGUCUUUUGACUCUUCGUCAGAUUGUUUUGAGCAAGGUUGACCAGUCCAUUCAUACCAAAUCAUAUGCUGACCCUGCAGAUGAAUAUGCCAAAUGCUGCAUGGAGAUUCUGGGAAUUUCUGCAACCCCAGGAACAAAUAUGCCAGCUACUUUUGGACAUUUGGCAGGUGGAUAUGAUGGUCAAUACUAUGGAUAUUUGUGGAGUGAAGUUUUUUCCACGGAUAUUUUUUAUAACUGUUUUAAACAAGAAGGAAUAAUGAAUCCAAAGGCUGGAAUGAAAUAUAGAAACCUUAUUCUGAAACCUGGAGGAUCUUUGAAUGGAAUGGAAUUACUUCAAAAUUUCUUACAACGUAAACCAAAUCAGAACGCUUUCUUGUUGAGUAAGGGAUUAAAUACUCAGUGAAGCAACAGAUCCUUUCAAAUGGUACAUCAUCAAACUGAGCAGCUUGAAAUAUCAGUGUAUUUCAUGCCUUGCAUAUAAAAUUUGAUUUUAAGUCACACAGAGCUACUAACACAGUGGAAGAACACAGUCUAAGAUACUGUAUUCAAAUUUGUAUAGUGAUUCUUAUUUCUGAAUUGAUACAAAUUAAUCUAGAAAAAUACUGAUUUAUAUUUCUCUUAAAAAGACAAGGUUGAAUUAUUAUUUGAAGUAAUUUAAAAAUGAGGAAAAUAUACAUUCCCCAAAAUUAAAUAAUGUAUUCAUUUUUAUUCCGCAGUUUCUUUUAUUGUACUGAUAGUUAACGGACAUCUACUGUCGAAAUUAAACUCUUUUCAGUGUGACUUGGGUUUAACUUGCUUCCAGGCAGAAGAUAGAAGAUUAAGACCCAGGAGAGGACUUUUGCUCCCCAGUGUGCUUCUGGAUGAGAUAUUUGCAUCAAUGACACCUUCAUCUUUUAUAUUGAACUAUUAUCAUAUAUCAUGUAAUUGAAGAACUUCUCUCCCAAUUUCAGUUGUCUCCUGUGUUGGGUGAAACAGGUGAAAAAGCUAAGAUCUUUGUAGUUCUAUUAUUAUCUUCCUUUUUUUUUUCUUAAUCUAAAGCUUUAUACUAGGUUACCAUCCAUCUCCUUUUUAUUCUUUCACUCAUACUGGCAAUCACUAGAAAGUAAUACUUGCACAAUUAUAAUAAUUGAAAUUAUUCUGAAAAGUCUUUCAUGAUAUGUAGAAAAAAUCAAUGUAUGUCUGACAAAUUUUAGUAGAUGGUGAAAAUCAAUCCAAGAAUGGUUUAUAUGUACCCUGAAUCUUACUAGUUCUUUCUAGGGUGCAGGAGAAGAUUCUGGCCUGGGGGAGGGAUGUAGGAGCGAGUGCAGGGUAUGGGAAGGAGUUGUGACUUGUGGAAAGGGGAACAGGUUUGGGUGGUGACCUGGGGCAGGGGAUUGGUGUGCAGGAUCCAGAAGGGGUAUGAGUGCAGGAAAGGAUUCUGGCCUGGGGGAGGGGUGUAACAGGAGGUGAAGGGUCUGGAAGGUUGUUGGGGUGUGGGAGAGGAUGGGGUGCCAGAGGCAGGCUCUGGCCAAGAGAUGCUUGCCUAAGCAGCUCCUGGCCAGCAGCACACUCAAGCAGGCUUCCCUGCCUGCCAGCAACCCCCAGCUCACUGUUCCAUGUGGCUGUUGAUACUACAGAGGAAGGCUACAUGUGCUUCAGAGGGAGGCUUCAUAUUGGCUGGUUGAGAUAUUUUGCUGAGGGUGCGGGGGGCAGCACAGGGAGCAGCUAGCUGCUUUGAAUGGCACUGCGGCUAACACUCUGCUGAAGGGAUGGAUAGACCCGAUUAAAAGGCUUGAUGGGAUGUAUCUUGCCUGCUCCUGGAAUAAGUGCAAAGGCACUCAUUCUUGGAAUAUAGAGAGGCAUUGCUCUUAUCUUCCAAACUGGCCAUUUCUUAGAUAUUAUCAAACUACCAGAAAUCUCCUUGUUACUAACUUACAUUUUUACACAUUUGAACAUUUCUUUGUCCGAACGGGAGAAUGAUGCAGAAACAUUUAUAUGAAGUUCCCCAUUUGGGACUCAGCUAUUUGUCAACUUUAAAACUUGACAUAAGACAUGCUACUGAAUCACAGCCGCCAUGGAUAUGAAAAGACAAAUGUACCCAAAAAAGGAAAGCAUUAUUACAUUUAAGCUACCCAUAUUCAGAUCCGAAUACAUAGAGAUAUUAGGAAGUCCAAUGGUGGUGUUUGUGAAGCAUUGAUAACCAUAGAAAUAGUAAUUUGUCAAACAGAGUGUUCCCUCCUUGUCCCAGAAGAAAAUCCAAAUUAUUUCACUUUGUCCUAUCAUGCUGUCCAGGGACAUCCGCACUCUUUUUGAAUAUUGAGCAUACUAAAUACAUGCAUUGAUCAACCAAGAGAUCAAACCUGUGAUAACCCAAGUUUUGGUUUUAAUGUGUCUUUUGGGAUUUAAGAAUAGUGCCAUCAUAAAGGGUAUGUCUACACUGCAAAGUUAAUUCGAAAUGACAGCUGUUAUUUCGAAUUAACUUUAAUAGCAUCUAUACAUGCAAACAGCUAUUUC